This is a messenger RNA of Peromyscus eremicus (cactus mouse), 930 nucleotides long. RefSeq names its product putative vomeronasal receptor-like protein 4. The record is from RefSeq and is a predicted model, not a curated record. Lineage: Eukaryota; Metazoa; Chordata; Mammalia; Rodentia; Cricetidae. Gene Ontology annotation, molecular function: pheromone receptor activity. The transcript has a single exon. Gene Ontology annotation, biological process: G protein-coupled receptor signaling pathway. The coding region runs from base 25 to 930 and encodes 301 amino acids. Gene Ontology annotation, cellular component: membrane.
UUAAGAUGAAUACACUUUCCACUUAUGUCCUUAUUAAAGAAUAUCCUUAAUUUCCAAACUGUACUUGGAGUUCUAGCCAAUAUGUUUCUCCUUUUUUUCUACACUGUCAUAAUCCUAGUUCAUAGAUUUAAGCCCAUGGACCUGAUGUCCUGUCAACUGACCUUCAUCCACAUAGUGAUGGUCCUCACUGGAGGGGACCUUUGGCUUACAGACAUAUUUGAGUCACUGAACUUUGAGAAUGACUUCAAAUGUAAGGCAACUUUUUGCAUAAGCAGGGUGAUGAGAGGCCUCUCCAUCUGCAUCACCUGCCUCCUGAGUGUGUUCCAGGCUGUGACUAUAAGUCCCAGUACCUCAUUGUUGGCAAAAUUUAAACAUAAACUAAAGAUAUACACAACCAAUGCUUUCUUCUAUAUUUGGUCUCUCAAUUUGUCUAUCAGUAGUAGCUGUAUCUUUUAUGUUGGUGGUUUUACCAAUGUGAGUGAGAGUAACCAGAUGAAGGUCACCAAAUAUUGCUCAAUCUUCCCCAUGAACUACAUUAUCAGGGCACUGAUUUUAACAAUGACAACCUCCAGAGAUGUUUUUCUUGUAGGAGUUAUGUUGACCACAAGUGCAUACAUAGUGAUUAUCUUACUCAGACAUCAGAGGCAAUGCAAGCAUCUUCACAGCAUCCACCAACCGAGAGUGUCUCCUGAGAAAAGAGCCACCCAGACCAUCUUGCUUCUGGUGGUUGUCUUUGUGGUCAUGUACUGGGUUGACAUCAUCAUCUCAUCCACUUCAGUUCUAUUAUGGAUGUAUGAUCCGGUCAUCCUGACUGUUCAGAAGAUUGUGAUGAAUGCCUAUCCGACAAUUACUCCUUUGGUACAAAUCAGUUCUGAUAACAGAAUAAUCAAUAUGCUGAAAAACUUGUGGUCAAUAUGCCACCCAAAUUAA